Pan troglodytes (chimpanzee) is the source of this 11814-nucleotide messenger RNA. RefSeq names its product glutamate carboxypeptidase 2. The transcript has 19 exons. Gene Ontology annotation, cellular component: plasma membrane. NCBI's taxonomy places the organism in Eukaryota, Metazoa, Chordata, Mammalia, Primates, Hominidae. The record is from RefSeq and is a predicted model, not a curated record. Bases 496 to 2577 code for a protein of 693 amino acids. Gene Ontology annotation, molecular function: carboxypeptidase activity.
UCCCCAGGGGCGGCGAUUAGGGUCGGGGUAAUGUGGGGUUAGCACCCCUCGAGUUAGGAGGAGGGUAGCUGGGAACGGUGCAGGGCUGAGUUCUCGACAAGCUGCUGGUAGGACAGUCACUCAGGUUGAGGGUAGAACUAAGAGAACCUGAAACUGGGCGUAGGAAGGUUCCACGUGCUGGAGCCCUGCAAGACAGAGGAAGGUUUUUUUUUUGUUUUUUGUUUUUUGUUUUUUUUUGUUUUUUGUUUGUUUGUUUGUUUGUUUGUUUGUUUACCUCUCUGUGCAUUCUUUCUUCCUUUGGAAGUAACAGAGGCAAGCUUGGGAACUGUGUGAACCAGGUCAGCAAUCUGGACAGAUCUUUACCAGCGGGUCUUUUGAUGUUUUUCCUGGGUACUGAUUUGCAGACUCGAUCCAACUUUCUAAGAAAAGCAGAACCACACAGGGUGGUUUAUAAAAUCCUCCAAUGAAGCUACUAACAUUACUCCAAAGCAUAAUAUGAAAGCAUUUUUGGAUGAAUUGAAAGCUGAGAACAUCAAGAAGUUCUUAUAUAAUUUUACACAGAUACCACAUUUAGCAGGAACAGAACAAAACUUUCAGCUUGCAAAGCAAAUUCAAUCCCAGUGGAAAGAAUUUGGCCUGGAUUCUGUUGAGCUAGCUCAUUAUGAUGUCCUGUUGUCCUACCCAAAUAAGACUCAUCCCAACUACAUCUCAAUAAUUAAUGAAGAUGGAAAUGAGAUUUUCAACACAUCAUUAUUUGAACCACCUCCUCCAGGAUAUGAAAAUGUUUCGGAUGUUGUACCACCUUUCAGUGCUUUCUCUCCUCAAGGAAUGCCAGAGGGCGAUCUAGUGUAUGUUAACUAUGCACGAACUGAAGACUUCUUUAAAUUGGAACGGGACAUGAAAAUCAAUUGCUCUGGGAAAAUUGUAAUUGCCAGAUAUGGGAAAGUUUUCAGAGGAAAUAAGGUUAAAAAUGCCCAGCUGGCAGGGGCCAAAGGAGUCAUUCUCUACUCGGACCCUGCUGACUACUUUGCUCCUGGGGUGAAGUCCUAUCCAGACGGUUGGAAUCUUCCUGGAGGUGGUGUCCAGCGUGGAAAUAUCCUAAAUCUGAAUGGUGCAGGAGACCCUCUCACACCAGGUUACCCAGCAAAUGAAUAUGCUUAUAGGCGUGGAAUUGCAGAGGCUGUUGGUCUUCCAAGUAUUCCUGUUCACCCAAUUGGAUACUAUGAUGCACAGAAGCUCCUAGAAAAAAUGGGUGGCUCAGCACCACCAGAUAGCAGCUGGAGAGGAAGCCUCAAAGUGCCCUACAAUGUUGGACCUGGCUUUACUGGAAACUUUUCUACACAAAAACUCAAGAUGCACAUCCACUCUACCAAUGGAGUGAUGAGAAUUUACAAUGUGAUAGGUACUCUCAGAGGAGCAGUGGAACCAGACAGAUAUGUCAUUCUGGGAGGUCACCGGGACUCAUGGGUGUUUGGUGGUAUUGACCCUCAGAGUGGAGCAGCUGUUGUUCAUGAAAUUGUGAGGAGCUUUGGUACACUGAAAAAGGAAGGGUGGAGACCUAGAAGAACAAUUUUGUUUGCAAGCUGGGAUGCAGAAGAAUUUGGUCUUCUUGGUUCUACUGAGUGGGCAGAGGAGAAUUCAAGACUCCUUCAAGAGCGUGGCGUGGCUUAUAUUAAUGCUGACUCAUCUAUAGAAGGAAACUACACUCUGAGAGUUGAUUGUACACCGCUGAUGUACAGCUUGGUAUACAACCUAACAAAAGAGCUGAAAAGCCCUGAUGAAGGCUUUGAAGGCAAAUCUCUUUAUGAAAGUUGGACUAAAAAAAGUCCUUCCCCAGAGUUCAGUGGCAUGCCCAGGAUAAGCAAAUUGGGAUCUGGAAAUGAUUUUGAGGUGUUCUUCCAACGACUUGGAAUUGCUUCAGGCAGAGCACGGUAUACUAAAAAUUGGGAAACAAACAAAUUCAGCGGCUAUCCACUGUAUCACAGUGUCUAUGAAACAUAUGAGUUGGUGGAAAAGUUUUAUGAUCCAAUGUUUAAAUAUCACCUCACUGUGGCCCAGGUUCGAGGAGGGAUGGUGUUUGAGCUAGCCAAUUCCAUAGUGCUCCCUUUUGAUUGUCGAGAUUAUGCUGUAGUUUUAAGAAAGUAUGCUGACAAAAUCUACAAUAUUUCUAUGAAACAUCCACAGGAAAUGAAGACAUACAGUGUAUCAUUUGAUUCACUUUUUUCUGCAGUAAAGAAUUUUACAGAAAUUGCUUCCAAGUUCAGUGAGAGACUCCAGGACUUUGACAAAAGCAACCCAAUAUUAUUAAGAAUGAUGAACGAUCAACUCAUGUUUCUGGAAAGAGCAUUUAUUGAUCCAUUAGGGUUACCAGACAGGCCUUUUUAUAGGCAUGUCAUCUAUGCUCCAAGCAUCCACAACAAGUAUGCAGGGGAGUCAUUCCCAGGAAUUUAUGAUGCUCUGUUUGAUAUUGAAAGCAAAGUGGACCCUUCCAAGGCCUGGGGAGAAGUGAAAAGACAGAUUUCUGUUGCAGCCUUCACAGUGCAGGCAGCUGCAGAGACUUUGAGUGAAGUAGCCUAAGAGGAUUCUUUAGAGAAUCCAUAUUGAAUUUGUGUGGUAUGUCACUCAGAAAGAAUCAUAAUGGGUAUAUUGAUAAAUUUUAAAAUUGGUAUAUUUGAAAUAAAGUUGAAUAUUAUAUAUAGUUAUGUGAGUGUUUAUAUAUGUGUGUGUUUAUAUUGUUUAUCUUCUCCCUAUGGAUUAAAACUAAAUUUCAUAAUUAUAAGAGGUUAUUCUGAAGUGGAAAAAUUUAACUCAGUAUUAAAUCUAAGGAGAAUGGCCUAAUAUAGUAAAACUCUCAUCUGGCAUUAUCAGGGAAUCAAGUCUAAUCUAUUCAUGUCACUUCACACAGAAGAAAACAUCAGUAUGUCAGAGAGCACACUGGGGAAUAUGCACAAGAUUAUGCCAAGCCAGAGGCCUCACGGCCUACCUGGCCAGCCUGGGCUGAGAGGAUCACUAUCUCAGCACACUAUUUGGGAAAUGGAUCAAAUCACACUUUUAGUAAAUGUUAUCACUCUAUAGCAUAAGAAAUAAUUAUUUUUUAUUUAUAUAAAAGGCUAUAGUAUAACAUAUAUGUAUAGUAAUUAAAUGAACACUUGUGAACCUAAUAGCCAUAUGAAGAAAAUAACAUUUCUAAUAUCUUUGGAUGCCCCAUGUACUAAUGACAGUUAUGCUUUUGCAUUUUCUUGAAUUUUAUGUUUAUUUAUCUUUCCUCUGUCAUUAUUUAUAAUUUUAUCACACAUGGCUGUAUCCUUUACAUGUUUUGGCAUUAUGUAUUUUUGAACUUUUUGUAAAGACAAUCAUACCAUGUGUAAUUUUCAGGGACUUGAUUUUUUUCAUUGACUUUUAAGGGUUCAAAUAUAUUAUCACUGUGGCUGUAGUUUGCCAUAUUUUGCUGAUAUAGAGCAUUCAUUCACAUGAGGGUAGGAUUCAGGGUCCAUCAAGACAGAGAAAACAUACAGUAAUGUGAAUAGGGAAAGUUAAUAUGAAGAAUUAUUAAUUGUUACAGCAUUGGAACAAUGAAAUAUUGUCUAGUAAUAUGUAAAGAGAAGUCUCAAGAAUAUGUGAUGAGCAGAUAUAAGGAAUUGCUCUUGUCUCCAUGGUGAAUUUGGAGCAGCCAAUGAAGAGUCCCCUCACAUUGUGGCCUCGCUCAAAGUUAAGAAGUCGCUGUAGUGUUGCCCUUGAAGAAUCUGCUUCAAAUUGACACUUCAGAACUCCCAAGAAACUUGUCUUCUGGGCCAAUGUGUAAAGCUGUUUAUGAAGAAAUGUCAAGCCAGAGGGGCUCUACUACAAAUUUGGCAAAGGACAAUUUCAGGAGAAGCUCUUGGCCGCUGGGUUCUCCUGGCCACCAUGAACUUCAGGAAGUGGGUGCCAUAGCAGCAGCCUGAACUACAGAAUCUGGGCACUGGUGUAGCUCUGUAUGCCCUCCGUGUCAGAUGCUGGAGAUGUCAUUUGCAUUGCCAGAGUUUGCCAAGGGUGCACACAGAAAGCAGAUUGAAAAGCACCUUCUUGGAACAUCUCUCCAAUGCCUUCUACUCACAAAGUUUAACAUCAUUAACACGUGACAAAGAAGAACUAUUUAAUGGGCCCAGAUCUAUUUAUGAAGACAAUCAAGCGGGAGUUUGGAGUGGAUAACCCAAAUUUGGAUAACUGGUGAAUAAUAAAAUGUAUUUAUUCAUUUUCUGCUGGUGUAUAUUUGGAAUGUUUUCUAUAUUUUGCUUCUGUGAACAUGUAUCCUAAUGCAAAUAUUCAAGAGAUUCUCUUUCCUGACAGUAUCUACCUAUAGGUUGAAUGUCUGUGUUGUAAAGUGUGUGCAUCUUCAAUUUUACAAUGCCAAGCUGUUUCAAAGUGAUUUUAUUUAUUUGUAUUCCCACUGGCAAAGUAAUCAUGUUAUUCAAGAUAAAAAACAAGUAUGGAAGAUUGUGGCAUGUUAAAGAAAUACAAAGAACUCAGUGUUUCUAGAAUCCAAGGGAUUUGUGGGAAGAACAAUCCAUACAUUGAGCACCAAAUACAUCACAUAGGGCGUAGAAGACAUCCAGAGGAGUGUAAGUACUUUCCUGUAGUUUAUCAAAAGCCCAUAAUAAGGUUAAGCAGGAUAGGGAUAUGAGCAUAUUUGCAUUUCAGAAAGCAUUCUGGCCUAGAUGGAUUAGAAGGCCAUCAACCCAGCAAAAGAUGAGAUUUUUUUUUUUUUAAUACAGGGUCUCACUCUGUCACCCAGGCUGGGGUCAGUGGCACAAUCCCAGCUCAACGUAACCUCUGCUUCCUGGGCUCAGGCGAUCCUUCAGCAUCAGACUCCCAAGUAGCUGAGAUUACAGGUGGGCACCACCAUGCCUGGCUAAUUUUUAUAUUUUUGGUAGAGAUGCAGUUUUACCAUGUAUCCCAGGCUGGUCAAUAACUCUCCGGCUCAAGGUAUCAACCUUCCUUGGCCUCCAAAAGUGGUGGGAUUACAGGCAGGAGCCACCAUGCCAGGUCCCAAAAUCUUUUCUCAUGACAACAGUUGCCAUGUAGCCUUUAUCCCCAGAAAAGAUAAGACUAUCCUCAUCCUUCAGGUCUCAGCUUACAUGUCAUCUCUUCUAGGAAUACUUCCAGAAUGACUGCCCCUUCCCUUAUAUUCCUUACUAGACCAUAAGCUCCUUAGAGACUGAGUCUUGUUUUUUUUAUUUUCACUUCAAUCUCUAUCAGUAGGGAGAGUCCAUAGAUGACACUCAUUUUGUGAGUAAUCAGAGUAGCGUGCAUAUGAGACUUUCUGAGACAUUCUGUGCUUUGAAAAUCAAAGCUGCACUGCACACUAGGAUUUCCACAAUGCCUUUGUUACAGGGUUUGGCAGAGCAUGCUAACAGGAUUUUUGUCAUGUCAGUGUUAGAGAGUUGGACAAUACUGUAGAUGUAGGAUAAGGUGAAUAUUAUUAUUCUAAAAAAUGGACCAAAACCUACAUAAUACUUGAAAGCUUUGUCAAGUUUCAGUCAGUUCUGCAAGCAUGCAAUAAGCAUCUCCCCAAAAUAUUAUAUGUAAUUUGGUGGCUUAGGAACAUACUUUGGCAACAUAUUUAAUGUCACUGUCAUUCAUAAGAGGUAGUGCAAUGAUAGAAACACAGUUGUUUUUGUUUUUGUUUUGAGACAGGGUCUUGCUCUGUCACCCAUGCUGGAGUGCAUUGGUGCAAUCUCGGCUCACUGCAACCUCUGCCUCCUGGGUUCAAGUGAUUCUCCUGCCCCAGCCUCCUGAGUAGCUGGAAUUACAGGCACCUGCCACAAUGCCCAGCUAAUUUUUUUGUAUUUUUAGUAGAGAUGGGCUUUCACUAGGUUGGCCAGGCUGAUCUCGAACUCCUGUCUUCAGGUGAUCCACCUGCCUCCACCUCCCAAAGUGCUGGGAUUACAGGUGAGAGCCACCUCUCCUGACUAGGAACAGAGUUUUUAGAGACAGACUGCCUGAGGUCCAACCCUAGUUCUCCCACUUACUUACAGUAUGUCUAUGGGCAAAUUAUUAAAGCUUUCUGUUAUUAAGAAAGUAAAUGGUAGCUUGAUGGAGAUAGCGUUGAAUCUAUAAAUUGCUUUGGGCAGUAUGACCAUUUUCACGAUAUUGAGUCUUCCUAUCCAUGAGCAUGGGAUGUUUUUCCAUUUGUUUGUGUCCUCUCUUACUUCCUUGAGCAGUGGUUUGUAGUUUUCCUUGAAGAGGUCCUUCACAUCCCUUGUAAGCUGCAUUCCCAGGUAUUUUAUUCUCUUUGUAGCAAUUGUGAAUGGGAGUUUACUCAUGAUUUGGCUCUCUGUCUAUUAUUGGUGUAUAGGAAUGUUUGUGAUUUUUGCACAUUGAUUUUUUAUCCUCACACUUUGCUGAAGUUGCUUAUCAGCUUAAGGAGAUUUGGGGCUGAGACAAUGGGGUUUUCUAACUAUACAAUCACGUCAUCUGCAAACAGGGACAAGUUUACUUCCUGUCUUCCUAUUUGAAUGUCCUUUCUUUCUUUCUUUUGUCUGAUUGCCCUGGCCAGAACUUCCAAUACUAUGAUGAAUUGGAGUGGUGACAGAGGUCAUCCUUGUGCAUUUUCAAAGGGAAUGCUUCAAGUUUUGCCCAUUCAGUAUGAUAUUGUCUGUGGGUUUCUCAUAAAUAGCUCUUAUUAUUUUGAGAUACCUUCCAUCAAUACCUAGUUUAUUGGGUGUUUUUAGCAUGAAGGGUGUUGAAUUUUAUCAAAAGCCUUUUCUGUAUCUAUUAAGAUAAUCAUGUAAUUUUUGUCAUUGGUUCUGUUUAUGUGAUAUGUUAUGUUUAUUGAUUUGCGUGUGUUGAACCAGUCUUGGAUCCCAGGGAUGAAGCCGACUUGAUCAUGGUGGAUAAGCCUUUUAAUGUGCUGCUGGAUUUGGUUUGCCAGUAUUUUAUUGAGGAUUUUCACAUUGAUGUUCAUCAGGGAUAUUGGCCUGAAAUUUUCAUUUUUUGUUGUGUAUCUGCCAGGUUUUGGUAUCAGGAUAAUGUUGGCCUCAUAAAAUUAGUUAGGGAGGAGUCCCUCUUUUUCUGUUAUUUUGAAUAGUUUUAGAAGGAAUGGUACCAACUCCUCUUUGUACCUCUGGCAGAAUUCAGAUGUGAAUCUAUCUGGUCCUGGGCUUUUUUUGGUUGGUAGGCUAUUAAUUGCUACCUCAAUUUCAGAACUUUUUAUUGGUCUAUUCAGGAUUCCACUUCUUCCUGGUUUAGUCUUGGGAGGGUGUAUGUGUCCAGGAAUUUAUCAAUUUCUUCUAGAUUUUCUAGUUUAUUUGUGUAGAGGUGUUUACAGUAUUCUCUGAUGGUAGUCUGCAUUUCUGUGUGAUCAGUGGUGAUAUCCCCUUUAUCAUUUUUUAUUGUGUCUAUUUGAUUCUUCUCUCUUUUCUUCUUUAUUAUUCUGGCUAGCAGUCUAUCUACUUUUGUUAAUCUUUUCAGAAAACAGCCCUUGGAAUCAUUGAUUUUUUGAAGGGUUUUUCAUGUCUCUAUCUCCUUCAGUUCUGCUCUGAUCUUAGUUAUUUCUUAUCUUCUGCUAGCUUUUGAAUUUGUUUGCUCUUGCUUCUCUAGGUCUUUUAAUUGUGAUGUUAGGGUAUCGAUCGAUUUUAAAUCUUUUCCACUUUCUCAUAUGGCCAAUUAGUGCUAUAAAUUUCCCUCUAAACACUGCUGUAGCUGUGUCCCAGAGAUUCUGGUAUGUUGUGUCUUUGUUCUCAUUGGUUUCAAAGAACUUAUUUAUUUCUGUCUUAAUUUUGUUGUUUACCCAGUAGUCAUUCAGGAGCAGGUUGUUCAGUUUCUAUGUAGUUGUGCAGUUUUGAGUGAGUUUCUUAAUCCUAAAUUCUAAUUUGAUUGCACUGUGGUCUGAGACACAGUUUGUCAUGAUUUCCUUUCUUUUACAUUUGCUCAGGAGUGUUUUACUUCCAAUUAUGUCGUCAAUCUUGGAAUAAGUGCAAUGCAGUACUGAGAAGAAUGUAUAUUCUGUUGAUUUGGGGUGGAGAGUUCUGUAGAUGUCUUUUAGGUCCACUUGGUCCAGAAUUGAGUUCAAGUCCUGAAAAUCCUUGUUAAUUUUCUGUCUCACUGAUCUGUCUAAUAUUGACAGUGGGGUGUUAAAGUCUUCCAUUAUUUUUGUGUGGGAGUCUAAGUCUCCUUUUAGGUCUCUAAGAACUUGCUUUAUGAAUCUGGGUUAUCCUAUAUUGGGUGCAUAUAUGUUUAGGAGAGUUAGCUCUUCAUGUUGCAUUGAUCCCUUUACCAUUAUGUAAUGCCCUUCUUUGUCUUUUUUGAUCUUGUUAGUUUAAACUCUGUUUUAUCAGAGACUAGGAUUGCAACCCCUGCUAUUUUUUUGCUUUCCAUUUGCUUGGUAAAUCUUUCUCCAUCCCUUUAUUUGGAGCCUAUGUGUGUCUUUGCACUUGAGAUGGGUUUCCUGAAUACAGCACACCAAUGAGUCUUUACUCUUUAUCCAAUUUGCCAGUCUGUGUCUUUUAAUUGGGGCAUUUAGGCUGUUUACAUAGAAAGGUAAUAUUGUUAUGUGUGAAUUUGAUCCUGUCAUUAUAAUGCUAGCUAGUUAUUUUGCUCAUUAGUUGAUGCAGUUUCUUCAUAUUGUUGAUGGUCUUUACAAUUUGGCAUGUUUUUGCAGUGGCUGACACUGCUUUUUUCCUUUCCAUAUUUAUUGCUUCCUUCAGGAGCUCUUGAAAGGCAGACCUGGUGGUGACAAAAUCCCUCACCAUUUGCUUGUCCGUAAAGGAUUUUAUUUCUCCUUCACUUAUGAAACAUGGUUGGCUGGAUAUGAAAUUCUCGGUUGAAAAUUCUUUUCUUUAAAAAUGUUGAAUAUUGGCCCCCACUCUCUUCUGGCUUGCAGGGUUUCUGCAGAGAGAUCCACUGUUAGUCUGAUAGGCUUCCCUUUGUGGGUAACCCGACCUUUCUCUCUGUUGCCCUUAACACUUUUUUCCUUCAUUUCAACCUUGGUGAAUCUGAUGAUUAUGUGUCUUGGGUCUGCUCUUCUUGAGGAGUAUCUUUGUGGUAUUCUCUGUAUUUCCUGAAUUUGAAUGUUGGCCUGUCUUGCUAGGUUGGGGAAGUUCUCCUGGAUAAUAUCCUGAAGUGUGUUUUCCAACUUGCUUAUAUUCUCCCCAUUACUUUCAGGUACACCAAUCAGACAUAGGUUUGGUCUUUUCACAUGGUCCCAUAUUUAUUGGAGGCUUUGUUCACUCCCUUUUAUUCUUUUUUUCUAAUCUUGUCUUCACACUUCAUUUCAUUAUGUUGAUCUUCAAUCUCUGAUAUCCUUUCUUCCACUUGAUUGAUUCAGCUAUUGAUACUUGUGAAUGCUUCAUGAAGUUCUCGUGUUGUGUAUUCAGCUAUAUCAGGUCAUUUGUGUUCUUCUCUAAACUGGUUAUUCUAGUUAGCAGUUCCUCUAACCUUUUAUCAAGGUUCUUAGCUUCCUUGCAUUGGGUUAGAACAUGCUCCUUUAGCUCAGAAGAGUUUGUUGUUACCCACCUUCUGAAGCCUACUUCUGUCAAUUCUUCAAACUCAUUCUCCAUCCAGUUUUGUUCCCUUGCUGGCGAGGAGUUGUGAUUCUUUGGAGGACAAGAGGCGUUCUGAUUUUCAGAAUUUUCAGCCUGUUUGAACUGGUUUGAACCUUUGGUCUUUGAUGUUGGUGACCUUCGGAUGGGGUUUUUGUGUGGUCGUCCAUUUUGUUGAUGUUGAUGCUAUUGCAUUCUGUUUGUUAGUUUUCCUUCUAACAGUCAGGGCCCUCUUCUACAGGCCUGCUGGAGAAUGCAUACUUUUUUCCCUUACAAAUAAAAAAUAUGCAAGUCAGGGCGCGGUGACUCACACCUGUAAUCUCGGCACUUUGGGAGGCUGAGGCGGGAGGAUCACUUGAAUUCAGGAGUUCAAGAGUAGCCUGGCCAAGAGGGUGAAACUCCGUCUCUACUAAAAAUACAAAAAUUAGCCAGGUGUGGUGGGACAGGCUUGUAAUCCUAGCUACUUGAGAGAGGCUGACACAGGAGAAUCACUUGAAUCUGGGAGGUGAAGGUUGCAGUGAGCUGAUAUCCUGCCAGUGCACUCCAGCAUGGGCAACAGAACAAGACUCUGUCUCAAAACAAAACAAAACAAAACAAAACAAAAAACCCAUAAGAUGAAUUAAUUUAAAUAUUUCUAGGCUUAUGAGCUUUCCAAGCAGGUCACCUUGAUGUGCCAAGUCGAUAAAAGUUAUGUAAUUAAUUUCGGUUUCCUUUUCAGGUAUAAUAUCUAUCAUUGCUUUGAAAUAUAUAAACUUACAUGAUUUUUAUUUCCUUUUUUUCCUUCCUUGUGUAUGAAAAUUGUGGAUUUCUGGAAGGAAAGUUCUAGAUAUCAUGCAGUUUUAUCUAUGGCAUGAUGUUUAAAACUUAAUUGGAAAUCUGUGUUGUAGAAUGUGAAAAGUGCUAUGAUGUUUGGAACUUUAAGUUGUAGCCUUGGUCAUUAAAGUGCUCAAUAGCAAUUCAGAAACUCGUCAUGGUUGUGGAAAGGUGACAUUGGUGACCACACUGAAUACCAGGAAUGAGAGGGUUUUCUGCACUCUGCACCACAAGUAAGAAUUUUUAUUAUGUCUAGUUAUUUACUUUAAAACUGUAAUUUAUUAGAUGGCAGCAGCUGUCAUUUUAACUUGGAGUUUACGUUAUUUCCAAAUGUGGAUGACCUUUGAAGAGUAAAUCUGACAUGACUGUGGAAUAUAUUGCUCUUCUGUUCCCAGUGUUGGAUACCGUUUAUAUUAAGGUUGCCUAAAUGCAAGAGCAUUGAUGCUAAAAAGGAAAGAGAGGUAAAUUUUUAAUACUAAAGUUUGCAGCCUACCAAAGAUUGAUGAAACACUAAUCAAUUAUUUUGUAUUAGGGAUUGAUAGGAUGGGGUUUUCUAAUAUAAUAAAAUAAAGCAUUGUAGGUGACUAAUUUUAGGUCACUGAUUUUGGAGACUAAUUUUAGUGUCUGUGUGUGCAUAAUCAUUUUUCUCAGGUUGAUCUGUCCACAGGUGGCAAGAACUUUUCUAUGCACACGUGCAGAUGAAAAAGUGGACAAAGUGUAAGAACUGCUUCCUAGUGUCAGCUCAUAUAGCAUGUGCACAUUUCUCCAGAAUGGCAUUUUUCUGUUGAUAUUUUGUUUGUAUCUGUGAACUUCUGAUAAGAAAGGGAUGAUUUUCUUAAUCUUCAUACAUGUGCCAAAACAGUCUCAAUCUUACUGUAUAGGAUGUUAAAUAAUAUGGUUAUUAUAAUAUUUCUUAAUCUAGAAAAAUGUUCAUUGACUUUAUGAGAAGUGAAGAAUUAAGUUUCUUAACUACUUGAUUUCACCCAUACGUGGAAUACACUUUUUUCUCAUCUUCCCAGUGUAAUUUACAAAUUUUUAAAUUGUAUGAACAUUGUGCAAAUUAUUGUCUGUAUGUAAAAUUAAAUCUGUAUGUAAAAUUAAAUCUGUAUGUAAAAUGAAAUAGCUGAGCAUUGAGACAUGGUAUGAUUAUAUCUUCUUUUUCUUACCAUUGUUUUGUUUUUCCUUGGAGUUAAAUUUUAUUUUUCCAGCUUUCAGUAACCGUAUCAAAAAGUCAUACUCAAAUUCUCUAUACUAAAAUAUCUUCUCAAGAUUUACAUACACAUUCAUCAGUCCCUCAAAUUCAUCUACAAGUUUUUUUAAUCCCUGGGGUUUAGAAGUGGUUAGAGUGUCCCCCAUUUUUGGAGCUGGGUGCUUUGCCCUUGUUGGUUCUCCUCACCUUUUUGAUAAUAGUGUUAGCAGCCCAUUCAUUAACAUCUGUUGAACCACCUGAAUUAGACUUUGUCUCUUUUUCUGCUGCUAAUAU